Messenger RNA from Cololabis saira (Pacific saury), 2611 nucleotides. Its product is annotated as LHFPL tetraspan subfamily member 7 protein. The transcript is spliced from 3 exons. Bases 379 to 1101 code for a protein of 240 amino acids. Gene Ontology annotation, cellular component: membrane. NCBI's taxonomy places the organism in Eukaryota, Metazoa, Chordata, Actinopteri, Beloniformes, Belonidae. The record is from RefSeq and is a predicted model, not a curated record.
CAGAGCUGAGGCUGAGGAAGUAUCCCGGCGGGGGAAGCUCGGGGAUAUAUUGGUAUUUCUGCUCUGGGACCUGACUUCAACGCCUCAUUGACCUUCACUGAUAUGUCAAUUGCAGUUGUGGGUAGUGAGAGAGAAAAAAACCAAACAUCUUGAGUGUCACAUUUGCCUUCCUAUAGCAGCCUGAGUGCGCCGGCGCGGAUGACCUGACUUUCUCCUCUCAUCUUCACUCAUGCCACAUUUUUCUUAGUAGUUUCUUCCUCAGACCAGAUGUUUCGGGGACGCACAUUGCUGCUGCAGCUGCAGACGCCCUGCCACUGCUCUUUCUCUCAUGCACUGAUGGGCAGGAGCUUGAACUUGAAGUCUCGCUCUUGAAGGCAAAUGCAUUCGCUCCUGGGCCGGGAGAAGAAAGCAGAAGCAGAAGAAGAGGAAGAAGAAGAAGAAGUGGGGUUCGGGAUCUAUCUGGGUCUGUCUCCGGGCUUCCUGCCCCAAGCUGCGAGCAUGUUCAGCUGCGUGGGCUGCUUCUGGGUGCUGCUGUGCUCCGCGCUGCUGGCCGUCUGCAGCUUCAGCUUCAUCUCCCCCGCCUGGAUCGUGAAGGAGCAUCACCCAGGCAGCGGACACGACUCCGUCAGCUUCGGCUUGCUGUGGCACUGCUCCGAGUCCCUGGACCACAUGUACCGCUGCUACACCUUCCGAGGGCUGGCCAGGUUCGCAGAGAUCCCCUCCAGCUCCUGGCAGACCAGCGCGGUGCUGUGCUCAGGAGGCUGUGCUCUGCUGGCGGUCAGCUCCUUGUUGGCCAUCAUCACUGUCUUCCUGCCCAGUGGAGGAUGUGAGAGGAGGAUCUGCACCCUGGCUGGAUACAUGCAGAUGGCUUCAGUGUUCAUCAUGGCUACCGGACUGCUGGUCUACCCCUUCGGCCUUAACUCUUCGCUGGUCCGGUCCUUCUGCGGAGACUCUGACAUCUUCUACGCCGGCGAGUGCCAGAUCGGCUGGGGCUACAUGCUGGCCAUCGUCGGAGUCAUGCUGACCGUCUUCUUGCCCUUUUUUGCCAAAUAUGCACCGAAGGAGCAGCUGUCCCCCACCCCUUUGCCCACUCUGUUAUAGUUAUGUCUUCUUUUUAUUCCCCCUAUUCCCCAUUCUCCGGGACAGGCCUGAUGUCCUUGGAAAGACAUGCAUCUCAGUCAAAAGAGCAAUGCUACUGAGGAAGCUCCACUCAGUGAUGACCAAUGGCUGACACUGGAACAGCGAACAGUCUUCCUGCAUCAUGAAUUCAUUUGGAAAGAAUGUGGGGUUGUUUUUUUUGUUACAAUAAUACAAUAAUGUGAUUAUUUUUUCGCAGUUUGACAUUGGUCUUUUCUCCACGUCUGUUUUGAAGAUGAUGCAGUGAGAAGAAAAAUUACACAGACAUAAGAACUGGCUAAAAAUGGACAUUUCUGUUAAACUAGUCGACAUAUGUAACAUUCCAAGAAGAGACUGGAAUAUUUCAGUGAGUCGAGUGGAAGCAUGACCGUCGGAGGCACCGUGGAUCCAGGUAUCAGCUACUGUCUGGUCUUCAAGAAAACCAGACAAGAGAGGCAAAAGAAACAGGAUUGAGGACUGUGGAAACGUGUGUAACUGACUCACGUGGGACCGCAUUUACAGUACGACGAACUGUGCAGAGAUCUCUGCGCGAUCAGUGUGGUCCGGAUUGAACAGUGGCGCAUUGAACUUUCAAAGUAACACACUGAUAUAGGAAUUGUGAUGGAGGAAGGUUUGUUUUUCUUCAGGCUUCUUUUGCCCUCCAGACUUGUGACCUGGCUUUGAACCGAUGGGAAUCAAGCAUUAAGCUUUCAAAGACACUGGUUUUACUAACUGUCACAAAAAGUGGACUACGGAAUAUCUGAUAUUUCAAGAGGACAAACUGAAAAUCAGCCUCUUCUCUUACAAGGUGAAUGAUAGUAGUUAUUCCAGGCAAGUGUCAUUUUAAAAUAGAAAAUUAAAAAAAAUAAUAAUAAUAAAAUAAAGUUGGGAUCUGUUUGUUUACCCUUUCCCAAAUUUGUUUGUGUAAUGUACUUUGCUUGUUUUUUCUGUCUACAACACACAAUACUAAACACUGUUAUUCAGGAAAAAAAAUGGUUGCAAAAGGCAGGGAGAUGUAGGAAUUUUGUCCAAAAUGCAUGAUAAACUUGGGCUUUGCUAACAGUAAAACAGUUGCUCUAAAUUCAAACGUGAUCUGACCAACGUGUGCCUUUUUCAAAGUAACCAAGACGAGUGUUUAAUACAGUUAUCAGGUAAGCAUUGUUUUCUGCAGACAAACUGAGGAUGCCGCCGUGUGAUGUGAUGGGUUUUUUUUUGUCUUUUCUCCUAUGUUUUUCCCUCCUGUUGGUAAAAUGUUUCCUCUGUACUUGAUGCAGUACGAUCUCAUUAACUUGAGAUCUUCUGGAGGGGAAAAAAAUAGCUACAUCUUCAAACCUCUGGAGAUAAUAACAGUGGAAAAGAGUGUACAUGUGUUCAAUAAUGCCCUGGGAGACUUUUGCUAAUUAUCCUAAAGAGGUGGAGCACUCCCUCUAUUAAAAAGUUGUGACAUGCAGUUAAUGGGUUAAUUGCUGGUAUCUUUGCUUGAUGUGUGGUGAAG